Amborella trichopoda is the source of this 1857-nucleotide messenger RNA. RefSeq lists its product as uncharacterized. Gene Ontology annotation, biological process: aromatic amino acid biosynthetic process. Lineage: Eukaryota; Viridiplantae; Streptophyta; Magnoliopsida; Amborellales; Amborellaceae. Gene Ontology annotation, molecular function: 3-dehydroquinate synthase activity; oxidoreductase activity. The record is from RefSeq and is a predicted model, not a curated record.
GUUGACAAGUGAUUUUAGAGCUAUCUUGAACUUUUUAAUGCCUAAAGUGCUUUCCACAUGAGGAUUGAUACGAGGUUUUACUCCGUUUUCAUAAACCCCAGGCCUUAUAGAAUCUGCAUCGAAAAUUCAAAUGAAUUCUUUUUUCUACGGCGCGCGGUCGUAUGCCAUGUCCAAAGCGUUCUAAAUAAUUUCAUGAACUCCAGCUGUAUGGAGAGGAAUGAAAAAUGGCUAUCUUAUUAUCUGCCUCUCAAAAGCUUUUCCGGCCUCCUCUCGCUCUUAAAAUAGUAUACAGAUUUCAUGGAUCUUGUAAACGAUUGGAGGAUAUUUGGGCGUUUUAUAAAUUGCAAAGCGCCAAAGCCCCAUGAGAUAAUUGUCAUAGUGUAUGGUCUUGUCCUCUCAAGAUGGCCUCAAGAGAUCAGUUACAAGCAAAGUGUCAGGCUAUGAUGCCUUCAUCUACAAAUUUCGAGAUUUAUGACCCGCCAAAAGCUGUAUGGGUGUGGACCGAAAAGAAGGAUGUCAUGACUGCUGCUGUUGAGAGAGGCUGGAACACUUUUGUCUUCUCUUCGCAUAGUAGAAAGCUAGCCGAUGAAUGGUCAUCGAUUGCUAUGAUAAAGCCUCUGUUUAUUCAAGAGGGAGAGAUUUUUGAUUCUGAAAACAAAAGGAUUGCCAUAGUUUCUGAAAUUUCUUGUCCAGAACAACUCGAACAGCUCCAAUUACUUGACGGGCAAGCAGAGAAUGUAGUUAUAAGUUUGAUGGACUGGCAGGUGAUACCAGCCGAAAACAUUGUUGCAGUAUUCCAAGGUAGUCAAACUAAGGUGUUGGCUAUUGGAAAGACUCCUUCAGAAGCGCAACUUUUUCUUGAGGCCUUGGAACAAGGAUUGAGUGGAGUUGUGUUGAAAAUUGAAGAUAGUGAGGUCAUUCUUAAGCUAAAGGAAUAUUUUGACAGAAGAAAUGAGGUGAAGAAUGUUUUGAGUUUGGUCAAAGCCACUGUGUCACAGGUCCAAGUUGCUGGAAUGGGCGAUCGCGUGUGCGUGGAUCUAUGUACUCUCAUGAGGCCUGGUGAAGGCCUACUGGUAGGAUCAUAUGCAAGGGGACUUCUCUUGGUGCAUUCUGAAUGCUUGGCGUCAAGUUACAUAUCCAGCAGACCGUUUCGUGUCAAUGCGGGCCCUGUGCAUGCUUACGUUGCGGUUCCAGGAGGCAAGACCUGUUACCUUUCAGAAUUGCAGUCAGGUAAAGAGGUAAUUGUGGUUGAUCUCAAUGGUAGACAAAGGACAGCGGUUGUUGGGAGGGUCAAGAUUGAGACUAGACCACUCAUUCUUGUGGAAGCCAAGUUGCAGAUAGAUGAUUCAGAUGACAAAACCAAAUACAGCAUCCUCUUACAGAAUGCCGAAACUGUUGGUUUAGUAUGUCCAUUCCAAGUUGGCAAGCACAAUAUGUCAGCUAUACCUGUAACAACAUUGAAAGUUGGUGAUGAGGUUCUUUUGAGAGUACAAGGUGGUGCACGACACACAGGAAUUGAAAUUCAGGAAUUCAUCAUAGAGAAGUAAAUCUUCUUUAGAGCUUGAGGAAAUAUUUCUGGUUUGAACCAGUAGGCAAGAGACAACAGCAAAGAAAGUUAGCAGGAGCUAGAGAUCCUUGAUUGUAUCAUGUUUGAAGAGAAGAGAAAGAACCAUCCUCUUUUCUAUUCUUUUUUAUGUCAUUCUCCUUUUUAUUUGUUUGAUCAUUUUAUGAAUAAUUUUAAAAGGUUCCAAGCCUAAAAAUGAAUAUAUUAGUGUUAGUCAAUCUCAAAUCAAGUACAAAAGCAUUUAAACAUAAAUAUUAUUAUAUAUGGGGUGGAUAACUCAAAGUUGAGCUUGU